Messenger RNA from Penicillium cinerascens, 1446 nucleotides. Its product is annotated as CRAL-TRIO domain-containing protein. NCBI's taxonomy places the organism in Eukaryota, Fungi, Ascomycota, Eurotiomycetes, Eurotiales, Aspergillaceae. The transcript is spliced from 4 exons. Bases 1 to 1446 code for a protein of 481 amino acids. The record is from RefSeq and is a predicted model, not a curated record.
AUGGCCGCGGACGGACCUAAGCCCGGUUUCCUUGGAAACAUCAACCAGGAACAAGAGGGCAAAUUGCAGAAGUUAUGGAGCGUCCUGCUGAGGGCGGCAGAAAUGCCGUCCAGCGAAGAGUUGUCAAAUGGAUGUGUAGAGGAGCACGCUAGUCCCACCCAGCCUCAACGACGUUCAUCGCUACUCGGUCGCACCCAAAGCAACAUCUCCGACAAGAGCACCCCAAAAGCCACAUCGGCGUACCAACAGAAGCUCAUGGCGUACCUGAGAGAGCUGGGCAUCAAAUCCCAGGAGACCAAGCAAGUCGAAAAAGCGCUCUCCGAGAUCACUCCCACCGAGUUACGCAACGGCAUCCUGGAUACCCUCAAGCAUGACCACCCAGAUGCCCUGCUUCUGCGCUUCCUCCGAGCCCGCAAGUGGGAUGUUCCUAGGGCGUUUGCUAUGAUGAUGGAUGCCAUUGUCUGGCGAGUGAAGGAGAUGCACGUGGACGAUGAGGUUAUGGCGAAGGGAGAGCUUCAUGCACUGAAGCAGGAGCACAGCUCAAAUUCCGCUGAGCAGAAGGCUGGAAAAGACUUCCUGGCUCAGAUGCGUAUGGGCAAGAGCUAUGUGCAUGGUACGGACAAGGUGGGCCGGCCCAUCGUCGUUAUCAGGGUCCGUCUUCAUAAGCCUGGUGCGCAGAGCGAAGAAGCCCUGGAGAGGUACAUCGUUCAUGUUAUCGAGUCAGUGAGACUCACUCUAUCUCCUCCUGUCGAGACUGCCGCUGUACUCUUUGACAUGACGGGUUUCUCUCUUUCCAAUAUGGAAUACCCGCCCGUGAAAUUCAUCUUGAAGUGUUUCGAGGCGAACUACCCAGAGUCAUUGGGCAUCAUGCUGAUUCACAAUGCUCCCUGGGUCUUUUCUGGCGUAUGGAGACUCAUUAGAGGCUGGAUGGAUCCCGAUAUUGCGGCCAAGGUCCAGUUCACGAAUUCAGCAGCUGACCUUGAAAAGUUUAUCGCUCGCGAUCAGAUUGUGGAAGAGGUGGGUGGCGCAGAGAAGUGGAAGUACGAGUAUAUCGAGCCCGACGAAAAGGAAAACGCCACCAUGGAGGACACGACCACCCGGGACGCACUCAUUCGUGAGCGACAGCAAAUCGGAGAGGAAUUUCUGGCAGCAACCUCUGAAUGGAAUGAGGCUACCAAGUCAAAGGACAAGAGCAAAAUCCAAUCAGCCGCAAGUCAGAGAGCUUACCUCGCUGAAAGACUGCGGGUCAACCACUGGAAGUUGGAUCCGUAUACACGUGCACGUCUUUGCCUCGACCGAAUGAGGGUCAUUCAGAAGGAUGGGAAGAUUGAUUUCUACCCUAAAGAAGUUGAAAUCGAGGAAAAGCCCCAGGAAUCUGGCAAAUCAUUGGACACCCAGCAUCUGGAGAGCGUGAAAAGCAAUGGAGCGGAAGCUAUUGUUUCAUAG